AUGGGAGGAGAGGAGUCAAAACCUCCACCUCCACCUCCACCUCCACCUCCUCCACUUUUAGAUCAGCCAUGGAGGAAUCUAUCAUGGGACAAGCAGAAAGACCUCACUUUUGUGAAAAACUACAAACCUCAAAACAAAGAAGUCAAACAUGUCAGGAUUCUGCUUCAUGGACCAAUCGGUGCCGGCAAGUCCAGUUUCAUCAACUCUGUGGACAGUGUCUUAAAAGGCAGAAUUGCCAGUCGAGCUCCAACAGAUGCAACAACUGGGAGAAGCUUCACCAGAGAGUACAAAACUUACAAAAUCCAUAAAGGUCCAGGCAACUUUUAUUCUUUUGUGUUCAAUGACAUCAUGGGCUUUGAGAAAGAAACCAACACUGGUGUUCUUGUGAAAGACGUCAAACUGGCCCUGAGAGGACAUGUGGAAGACGGUUACAAGUUCUGUCCCAGCCAGAAACUGAUGAAGGAUGAUAAAGGUUACAACUCAUCUCCCACUCUGGACGACAAAGUUCACGUUCUGGUUUGUGUGCUUCCUGCCGACAAAGUAUCCUUAACAAGUGAUGAAGUUGUGCAGAAGAUGAGAGAAGUCAGAGAGACAGCCAGAGACAUGGGAAUUCCACAACUGGCUGUUCUCACCAAAGUGGAUGAAACCUGUCCUGAAACGAAGAAAAAUAUAAAGAAUGUCUAUAAGAGCAAGUACCUGAAGAAACAGGUCGACACAUUCAGCAAGUUGCUGGGUCUUCCACAGAACUGCGUCUUCCUCUUGAAGAACUACGGUCCAGAUGCCAACAUGAAUGAUGACAAUGAUGUGGUGAUACUGAACACACUGAGACAGAUGAUAGACUUGGGAGACGACUUCCUCAACGACCUGUAGACCUGAAUACUGCUGAAGAAGACUUUGUACAAAUCUUUGUACGAAAACAGUUUUAUUGAGGAAUAGUUGCAGUGUGGUUGUAUGAGGUUUCUAUUAUCCAUUAUUGUAUUAUCAACUGGAGAAGCAGGCAGGAGUAACGUUAUCAACAUUGAAGCUUCAUUUACAAUAUAUAUGCUAGCUAUAGCUACGUUUAAAAUAUUUUCUCCGCUUGACAAUGCCUCUAAUGCAGUCAUAUCUAUAUAUGCCCGCU
Centropristis striata (black sea bass) is the source of this 1120-nucleotide messenger RNA. Its product is annotated as interferon-induced protein 44-like. The record is from RefSeq and is a predicted model, not a curated record. The transcript has 7 exons. Bases 1 to 870 code for a protein of 289 amino acids. Lineage: Eukaryota; Metazoa; Chordata; Actinopteri; Perciformes; Serranidae.